This is a messenger RNA of Lineus longissimus, 4532 nucleotides long. RefSeq names its product C-C chemokine receptor type 1-like. The record is from RefSeq and is a predicted model, not a curated record. Gene Ontology annotation, cellular component: plasma membrane. Gene Ontology annotation, biological process: G protein-coupled receptor signaling pathway. Gene Ontology annotation, molecular function: G protein-coupled receptor activity. The transcript is spliced from 2 exons. Lineage: Eukaryota; Metazoa; Nemertea; Pilidiophora; Heteronemertea; Lineidae. The coding region runs from base 1973 to 3082 and encodes 369 amino acids.
CUAGUGAAUGUGUUCGAUAGAUUUGGAGGCAUGGGUAUAAAAUUGACUGCAGCAGUUGAGUGCUGCAUUCUGUGGAUUGUAACCAUGAAGGAUAGUAGUCGAUGAUACUGAAGUCAUAAGGUUCCUGAUGUUCAAAAGCAAUUCAUUACCUGAUGCUAAGGUUACUGGGCUGUAGCUAAUACAUAAGGUAGCUAAGUAAUCUAUUGUACCAAUUUUAUCAUGAGAUAACUUUUGUCUGCUUUCUUUGAAACAUUUUAGUGGUACCAGAGCAGAGGAUAUUAUUUUGUAGCUGCUAAGGAGUAAACAGAAUUAUUUUAUAGGAAUAGAUUAUGUAUCAGUCUUUAUUGGGAUACUCAACGUGUUGGAAAUAGUAAACUACUGGAUACAAAUGAGACUUAACAUAAUAAGAACUGCCAAGCCGAACUGACAUGAGCGCACAUUAGAGGAGAGGAAGUCACUCGACAAAUUGAGGCUUAAAGCAAUGACAUACAGAUUGUGAAUCUAAAGGUCAGACUCGAGCUGCUCAUCGCAGAAUCAUUGAGAACUGAAUGACCAUUCAAUAGCUUCCAACAGAAGGAUUAGGAGAUAGCUCUUCUCUAAAAGACCUAAGAUAGGAUAUGAUGAAGACAAUAGCAAAUGCUGCCAAAAGGCUAUUAUGAUGUUAUGAGUGUAUUGAACAAUAGGUUUAACACGUUUCGUUCUUUAUCAUUAAGUCAGUCGCACAUAUCGCAAGGACAGCUUAACAAGCAGGUCUACUGGAUAUCUUUAUGACCGAAAGGAUUAGGUGCAUCCUCGAUAGAUAACCAGGAUCCGAGACGAGAGGAGUGUAACAAAAACAAGACAAACCAAUAGUAUCCAAUCAACAAUUUAGCAGAUAAUCGCUUCAUCGAUGCUGCACUGUGCGGUAAUAUUGUUACAACAAUCACUUCACUGAUUCUGUCGAAAGGAACGACAAUAAUAAACCACACCUCACAACAUUCUGGAUUACCUUACUGCUAAUGGGAAAGGAGAAUAUCUUUGCUCUUUACAGAGCCUUCUCGCAAAGAUCACUUUUUCACUGAAGGAAAGGAGCAAACCAUUAUCGAUAAACGUUCACCCAUUACAGUUAAAACCACCAACUUAUCACUGUCACACACAGACAGUACAUUACGGUCAAAUUGGGCCCAACAUCUUAGCAUUAAAACAUUGCAACUGAAAUUGCAUCAAAUGAGGAAGAGGAUACGGAGCAUAACAAUCCAAAAUCAGCUCACUGCCAUGAAUCACAAACUGCUUCUUAAGCUAAGCCACUGGUACAAACUGUCAAUCACGUUUUGAAAGCAAUUUACAAGAUAAAGACAAACUGUAUGAUGACAUCCUUUGCUUCCUAGUAAGGACAGUCAUCCUGCCUCAAAGACAACCUACAAAUCACCUAAUGACUGAUAUUAGCCCUCUUCUUGACACGCGUCACAUGGUCAAAGGAGGAUUGAAAUAGACUCUGUCUGCUGAAUAUUUGCUAAUAGGAAGGGUCACACAGCCCCGUGUCAGGUAGCGGUGGUUGAAUAAUAGGAGGAGACCAGCACAGAGAUUAUUAGUAUUACAGUUCCAGGAGUUAGGAAAUAUAGUAUCGUAGUGCCAGGAGUACUGAGAUAUGGUAUUGUAGUUGGUUAUGUGAUUGAUUGGGUUCCGAUUUCCAACUAUACUCAUCACAGUUCAUGUUACGACACAUUGGAUACUCGGGAAAACUAUGUUCAAUACACAUAUCAAUUCAAGUGGAGAUUGACCACAAAGGCUGAACAAACGUAUUGAAUCAAUGUACACUUAAAGAACAUAUGGAUACAAGCAUCUACUGUGUUAUUUUUCAAAUUUGGAAAAGCAAGAGUGAAUGAAAACACAUCAGUUUGUUGACAGAUUCGAUGGUUCUAAUUUUUGAAACCAGUUCCAUUGUGUUCACGACUGAAUAAACCUAUGAUUUGUAUGAACUUUUUCCCACAUCAUGUCAGCUAUUGAUAAUCUGUCGGCCAACAUGACGAUUAAUCCAACCAAACCAUCGAUCUUAACAACAACGGUAGCAGAGGAGCCAGUUACAAAGAAUAUCUGGCCAGACACGAACUUGGAUGAGAUAACAGCCAUCAUUAAUAUCUAUACACCGCCAGUGAUACUGGCGUUUGGCACAAUAGGAAACAUCUUGACAAUAGGCGUCUUGUGUCGGAAGCCGUGGCGUCAACAAUCCACAGUGUUUUACCUCCUAACGUUAGCAGUCGCCAAUACUUUAGCUCUUUUCAUUGGCUGCUCUUCAGAAUGGAUAGCGUAUGUAAGCAAACUACGGAGCAUAACAAUCUUAGCAGACUGGUUAUGUCGUGUUUGGAAGUUUCUCUUUAACGUCAGUGUGCACUUCCCAACAUGGCUUGUUCUGGCAAUGACAAUCGAUCGCUUUGUGAUGGUCUGGUCACCACAUCGGGCCCCACACAUCUGUACAGUUUUCCGUUCCAAAGUUGUCAUUAUUUUCAUCACUGUAGGGCUAAUCUGCGUCAGCAUUCAUGCCAUGUGGACCUACGUUUUAGUUGAACACGGCAAUGCCCACAAUUGCUGGGUUGGUAUCAACCAUCAUUACUUUCACACGCGUGUGUGGCCGUGGGUCCAGGGUGUCAUCUACAGCUACAUACCACUCUCUCUGCUCUUUAUUUUCAUCCUAUUGCUAUCAGUUGCCAUGUUCCAACGUGGUGGGGAAGUAAGGAUCCUGCCUGAACUCAAUCGUGCAGUUUUAGUGAUAUCUUCUUCGUACUUUUUAUUUGCCAGUCCAGCAACUAUAAUGAACAUUUGCGAGUACACUAUGCCUAUGUCACAGAAACAGUUAAAUGAUGUGCGUGCUACAGUGUACCUUACUCGUGCUGUAUUACAAGUCUGCAUAUGCUUAAACUAUGCCAUAACUGGACUUUGCUUGUUUGUAUGUUGUCCAACAUUUCGGAAGGAUAUCUGGGAAUGCUUGUCCUGUCAGAACUGUGCUAAAAAUCGUCGAGGAAUGGAGGAGAUACCAACGGUUGAAAUCAAUGGGGAAGGCAUUAAGAUUGAGGUGGAAGAAUCAGUAGUGACAACACCGUUGUGAAAAUUAAAAGCCUGCAGACAGAAAUCAGUGGUGACAACACCAUUGUGAAAGUUGCGAGUCUGCGGGCAGGAAGAAGUGGAGACAAAACCAUUGUGAUGGUCACGAGUCAACAGGUAGAAAUCAGUGGUGACAACACCAAUCUUGUCUUGCGGAGUGUUUAACGUGGUUGCCAGUGCCUGACUAGUAGUGACAUCUGUUUUCAAGUAAUUCAGAAGCAAUGUUUUUGCAAUGCAAAAUAUCAUGACGUGAUGUCAACUUCGUUGUAUUCAGGAAUAAUGCUUUGUUAAAAGGAAAACCUGAAUCCUUUGCUUCUCACAUAUUUGGAACAAUAUUUUCAUGCGAAAGGAAAAAAAGACCUGUCUAAAUAUCAUCAAUUUUCACCUUAAACAUGUUUAACAAAACAUUACUUCUGAUGUGUAUAUAACAUAUUUUGUUAAAAUGAUUAUUCACUAAGGAACUGUUAACUCUUUGACCGCAUAUGGUGUGGUUGACUUCCACCAGCAUACUCGCUGGAUAGUUUUAUAUCAAAAGGUUAUACUUGUUAGUAGACAAACAGGUUGCAGGCAUAAACAAUGUCAUCCAAUUUUCUUUCACAACAGAAUGGAAGUGUACUUGGAAUCCUGUAUUAUGACUUUUAUUAAAUUUAAUCUGAACAUGUACAUGUAAAAGUUAUGAUAUUUUACCCCCUGGUUUCUAGGGGGACUUAUUCAGAUAUUCAAUAUGUAUGGUUAAAUGUGUAAGUGACAUUCAUUUGUAAAUAUAUCAUUUUUCUACUAUAAUAACUACAAAUAAAUCAAAAGGUUUGCUCUGCAAGACAAUGGAGAUUAAUGAUGGAUAGUAGUGUGGAGAUUACAAAAUUGGUUCUCCUAUGAUGGCAUAUCAUGUAGGGGUUAUUUUAAGUAUUUACAUAGGGCCAUUUACAGGAUGCAAAAAUAGAUCCGAAUGCAUCAGAAUGUGGUUGUACAGCUUGUCGUGUAAACGGCCCUAAUGCUAAAACCUCCAAAUCAGAUUCUGCAAUGGAGGUUUGCAAAGUAGUGAUGAUUUGGCAGUGGAAUUAGAUUUAGUGGUAAAUAUAAAAGUUGCUUGGGACGAAGUGAAAUCUAUUUUGUCUUGAGGAUUAUGAAGUGUAGAGGAAAAGAAGACAGACAAGUGGGAUUUUUAUUAUGCGUGCAGUAAGGGUCAAGUCUUGUUUAAUUAAAGUGAACUUAGCAUGAUCAGCGUAUUAGCCUACUUUCACAUUAUCACUACCUACGAAAAUGUAUCUGAUGAACACAGAAUGGGGACAAGAGAGUUCCAUUCAGAAACUUAUGUAUGGGAAUUCCAUAGCUUUCUUAUGUGUUGUGUUUUGCCUGGUGAGAGGAGUAAUACCCAAAUCUGAAAGGGUAAACUUGAAUCGCUACCAUGUGUAAUAUUUCAUUUGUCAGCUUGAUUAAUAGUUUCAAAUAAAAUC